AUGCUUCUUUCAUUCCGCAAUCUUCUUGUUAUAUUUUUUACCCCGAGUCUUGUUUAUAUAUUUGGCGAUGAUCUCGACAAGUACCGGAACGAACGUUGUUUGGUCAUUGUCAAUCACCAAUCGACUGCCGACGUUCCCCUUUUGGUAACGUUGUUCAGCGUUAAGCGGCCCGGUGUUUCGAGCACCCUCUGGAUCUUGGAUUCAAUGUUCAAAUGGACCAAUUUUGGAUUGAUUAGCCAAAUUCAUGGAGAUUUUUUUAUCAGAGAGAGCACAAACGAUGGACGAUACUCCACGGACCAACUACGCAAACACCUCGAAAACAAGUACUGGUCACGCGACCGUCGUUGGAUCGUUCUUUUUCCUGAAGGAGGGUUUCUGUACAAGCGAAGGACGAAGAGUCAGUUGUUCGCUCUGAAAAACAACUACCCAGUAUUAGAGAAUGUGACGCUACCGCGCAUUGGAGCCGCUAAGGCUAUAUUGGACGUUUGUGCGAAGCAGUCCAAACGAAGAGAAUUCAGUAACGAUCAUGUGCUGAAUGCCCUGUUUCUUAAAGAUAUCUGUGUUCCGCACCUCUUGUUUCGCUCUGAUCCUAGGCCACCGUUAACGUACCUGAUCGAUCUGACUCUAGGCUACAGCGCUGGAAUGCCUCUCAGCUUGUUCAACAUCAUUUCUUGCUCCCAGCGCCACUCUCGAAUCGAGCUUCACUGCCGCGUUCAUCCAAUCAGUGAAAUCCAGUUUGAGCAGGAUGCUGACCUAUUACAUUACAUGUACGAUCGAUGGGUGCAGAAAGAGGAGCUGCUGACGCAGUUCUACGAGAAAGGCAGCUUCGCUGAGGUGUCGCACGAAGCUGGCACGGAACUCAAGAUUAACGUGUUCGACGUCGUCCUGUCUCAGCUGGUGAUAUUCACUGUCCCGAUGAUUUAUUUCCUGAUUCUUAAGCAUCUCUACAUCACUGUGCAAAAGGUUUUGCUUUUUUGA
Molecule: messenger RNA, 978 nt
Organism: Soboliphyme baturini
Lineage: Eukaryota; Metazoa; Nematoda; Enoplea; Dioctophymatida; Soboliphymatidae
Source: the annotation of a GenBank genome assembly